Messenger RNA from Wickerhamiella sorbophila, 1734 nucleotides. RefSeq names its product ATP-dependent RNA helicase SUV3, mitochondrial. The transcript has a single exon. Gene Ontology annotation, molecular function: ATP binding; hydrolase activity, acting on acid anhydrides; RNA helicase activity. Gene Ontology annotation, biological process: mitochondrial RNA 3'-end processing; RNA catabolic process. Gene Ontology annotation, cellular component: mitochondrial degradosome. The record is from RefSeq and is a predicted model, not a curated record. The coding region runs from base 1 to 1734 and encodes 577 amino acids. NCBI's taxonomy places the organism in Eukaryota, Fungi, Ascomycota, Dipodascomycetes, Dipodascales, Trichomonascaceae.
AUGAUCCGAAAGCAGUUUUCUACGGUGCCAUUCAGACUAAGGUCCCUCAAGUCGAAACCAAAAAUCCGAUCCGAUAAGCACUACAAACCACCAGGGCCCAAAAAAUCGCCCCCAGCAGUAGACGUUCUAGAGCUAAGCUCACCAACCCCAGUUCCAGCAUCAAAAUUACUAUCCGAUCUUUACCAAAAUGAUCCGUCCAUCGCAGCCAAACUGCAUCCCAUAGACAUUUCACAUCCAUGGAGACAUUUUCCGAAUGCUCGCAAACUCAGACGUAAAGUUAUUUUGCAUAUUGGACCUACAAAUUCGGGCAAGAGUUAUGCAGCACUCAAGGCAUUUCGUGCAGCCAAAUCAGGGUUCUACGCCGGGCCCCUGCGAAUGUUAGCUCGCGAGAUUUAUGAUCGACUGGAGAAUGAAAAUGUGCCCUGUAACUUGUUGACGGGGGACGAGGUUUUAGAAAAGUAUGAUCCGGUCACUGGCGAAAGAGCUCGGCUGAGUGCAGGAACCGUGGAAAUGGUUGAUCUCAGCCAGGACUUUGAGGUGGCAGUUAUCGAUGAAAUCCAGAUGAUUGAUGAUCCCGAUAGGGGGUGGGCCUGGACAAAAGCAGUACUUGGUGUUCGGGCCAACGAGCUUCAUCUGUGCGGAGAUGCUAAUAGUGAGAAAGUUAUCCGCACUUUAAUGGCCCAGACAGGUGACGACUUGGAGGUACGCAAGUACCAGCGUCUAUCACCGCUAAAGAUCGAUGAAAGACAGCUGUCGCCUGCCAAACUGAUCGGGAUGCUGCGGCCAGGUGACUGUGUCGUAUGCUUCUCCAAAAAGCAGGUCAAAGAAAUGCGGGACCGGAUUGUCAAGCAGAGGAAACAAAAAUGUGCUAUUAUCUAUGGCUCCCUGCCCCCUGAAACCCGAGCUGAACAGGCAAAACUCUUCAAUAAUCCAGAAAGCCCAGUCAAGUUUCUUGUUGCAUCGGACGCUAUUGGAAUGGGCCUGAACCUUGCUAUUAGAAGAAUUAUCUUCACCUCACUCAAGAAAUUCAAUGGUGAAGAAAUGGUCCCACUUCCAGUACCACAGAUCAAGCAGAUCGCCGGACGCGCUGGCCGAUUCAAGCUCGCAGAUAAAUCAGAGGGCGCUGGAACCGGUUUGGUAAAUGCGCUGAGCCUCGAGGCCAAAGAAACAAUCAGAGAAGCACUCAAAGCACCAUCUCCGGAAAUCCAACAUGCGGUUAUCCAACCACCAAACCGGGUUAUCAUGGCAUCGUCGGUAGACAAAGCCAGCAUGUUUAGCCACACCCUGCAAAGCGUAUACCAAAGUGCACUCGUGCAAGUCCCUUAUAUCCGCCCUCGAGACAACAGUGCUGUCCACGUUGCUCAACUGUACGACCACGUGUUUGGCCUCACGUUUGAGGAUAAACUCGCACUGGCUAACGCCCCGGUUUCAACCACUCCUGAAUGCCAGGCAGCGUUUAUUCGCUAUUGUGAAGUAAUUGGAUCUGGUCGAGUCGCCAACGUUGUGGACGUGAAUCGUGACAUUGCCGACCUCGCUAAUCGCACAAUCCCCACCAUCAAGCUUGAAAAUAUUCACAAAGCUAUCACGUUGUUCCUAUGGCUGUCAUACAGAUUUCCGUGUAACUUUAUUGAUCGUGAAGGCGCCACCGACUUGAAAGAACUCUGCGAACGUCGACUAAACGCAAAUCUUGCUUCUUCAAAAGCACUCGAGCGACCACAAACCCGUCGGAGAUGA